GCGGGGCAGCGCUGCGGGCGAGCCCCCCGGCAUGCGCAGCAACCUGCUGCUGCCCUACGAGGAGGCCGGGGGGACGCGCGUCCUGCUGGCCGGCUGGACCCAGAAGGAUGGCACCUGCGAGGUGUGGGAGCAGCCGGCCUACCGGCAACGCCUGAACCGCAGCGAGGUGGUCAGCUGCCUACCCGACGGCUCCACCGCUGGCGUCGUCCUCCAGCUGGACGGCAACUGGUACCUGGCCGUGGCGGCCACCUACUCGGCCGGCCGCUACGGGAACCAUCUGGGCUGCGAGCCUUCCCAGUCGGACGAGGCGACCGUCAUCACGGUGCGCAGCAUAGAGAACCUGGAGUCCAAGGAGGAGCUGGGCAUCAUCAAGCGCAAGGAGGAGCCUCUGCACUUCGUGGAUGCGCUCCAGUGGCGGGAUCACCUCUUCUUUCCCUACUACAGGUUGAAGGCCAGGUCGGGCGAGGACAUGGAGCCACCGAGCAUGGCUGUCCUGCGCCAACUGCGCCUCUCAGAGGGUGGCCUUACUAUGCAAGGGCACGUGUAUUUGGACUGCGGGUGCAGGAACCUCAUCGUUUCCUCCAGCCUCGUCCGCCAGGGUGAGCAGGGCUGGUGGGUGGGUGUUUUCCGACACAGCGCCAAGGCCUGGAACGCCACCGCUGUCCACAGCCACAGUGCCAAGGCCUGGAACGCCACAGCCGUCUGUAUCUUUGGGAUGGAGGAGAUGAAGGAGAAAGCCUGUACCUCUACGCACUUCAUGAAUGGGAAGAGCUGUGAGGCACGGUCAAUCAAGAAAUUACCUACCUUGAUUCACUCUGGAUUAGUGGCUGUUUAUGGCACAGUUGUUUUGAAUCAGAUAGUUCUCUUUUUGGGAACAGAUGAUGGACAGUUACUGAAGGCUAUUCUUAAUGAGGAUAUGGAAUCUAAUUGCCCAGAGGUUUUGUACGAAAUUAAGGAAGAAACCUCCAUUUUCCCAAAACUUCGACUUGAUCCAGUAAAUAGUAACUACAUCUAUCUGUCCUCUGCCAAUAAGGUGAGAAGAAUUCCAGUUGCAAAUUGUGGUAGAUAUGUUUCCCAGCAAGAAUGCUUAUCUGCAAAGGAUCCUUACUGUGGAUGGUGUUCUUUGAUUCGAAGGUGCACAUUAAAAGAAAAUUGUACACGUUCAAACAGCAUAAACAGUUGGUAUAACAUUUCACGUGCACCUGAAAAAGACUUGAAAAUCCUGCUGACUUUCCCUGGCAAAAAUCAGGUUGCUGUGACUGCAAGCAUAAGCAAAAUCCUUACUUUCUGUAUGGUAAAAAUUGUAAAACCUGUUGAAAUAUUUUAUGAAAAUGUAGUGCUGCAAAGCUCAUCCUGUCUCUGUAAUCUUACUACUCCAGUGAUAACUGAUAAAGAUUGUCUCAUUCUCGAAGCAUCGCUGUCCUCAAGCUCUUGGAAUAUCACACAAACAUUUCAGUUGAAAAACUGCUCACUGUGUAUACACAAGGGCGAGUGUGCCAGCUGUAAAAGGACACGUGUCUCUCCUGCCACCACCUGCCAGGAUAAUUGCAAUGCAGCUGCUUCCAAGGAGAUCACCACUGCGCAGGAAACAGAGCAUAUCAGCAUUCAUUCCAUUGAACCUUUGUGGAUUUCUACAUUAGGCAAAAGUGAAAUAACAGUCAAAGGAGAAAACUUUACACGUGCAUCAGGCAUAAAACUGAUACUGACUGGAAUGACGGGCUGUAAACCAGACAUCAUUAAAGUUAGAAAUGUGCUAAACGAUACACAAAUGACAUUUGCUCUCCCACCAACACGUAAAGAGGCCAAAAGUAUAUGUAUACAGGCUAAUGGGAAAAAAUGUUCACCACCAGUGACCCUGCAUUAUGUUUCACCACCAUCAUGCUUAGGAAUCACUCCAAAUACCUCCUGGAUCAGUGGUGGUCGCAAAAUUACUACGAUUGGUAGAAAUUUUAAUGUGGUGGACAGUGUGAUUAUUUCAGAUGACCAGAGAUCAAACCUUACCGUCUCUAGGUGUCCUGGAAAUGAAUCUCAGUAUCAUUACUUAACUCCAAGCCUAGGCCAUGCAACAGAGGGUAAAGUUGUAGAUAUGAUGUUGAAAGUGGAAACUACCUUUAUACCAUGUGUCAAAUUACACUAUCACCCUGACCCAGUCUUCAUUAACUAUCAGCUACAUACUGAGUUGGAUCCUGAUCUGGAAUUAAAAAUAUAUAAAGAAAAUGACAACUUGAAUAUUUCUAAAACUGAAGUGGAAGUUUACCUGUCGUAUAUGAAUGGUGCACAGACCAAAAAAAUAUGGUUCAGUGUCCAAAACAUUACCAAAAAACCAGAUCGUAGCACCAUACUGUGCAAGUACAAAAGGGAAGGGACAGACAAGAUUGAUUUUUCCACAGUGAAAGUUUUUGUCAAAUUAGGAAAUUUUGAGCACGAAGUCAAGCCAACAUCUUCACACAUAUAUUUAUAUGUUCUUAUUUUGCUGCCUAUUGUAGUGGGCGUCAUUAUAGCGGCAUUCAUAGUAACUAGAUACAAAUCCAAAGAGUUAACUCGUAAACAGAGUCAGCAACUCGAACUGCUGGAAUAUGAGAUUCGGAAGGAAAUACGCGAGGGAUUUGCUGAACUGCAGAUGGAUGAAUUAGAUGUGGUGGAUAGUUUUGGAACUGUUCCUUUCCUUGACUACAAACACUUUGCUCUUAGAACUUUCUUUCCAGAGUCAGGAGGCUUUGCAUCCAUCUUCAGUGAAGACGUGCCACAGAGCAGAGACCAAACGAGCAAGGAUGAAAGCUUCAACAUGUUGCAUGCUUUAAUUUGUAACAAGAACUUUCUUGUUACUCUCAUUCACACCCUUGAAAAGCAGAAAAAUUUCUCUGUGAAAGACAGGUGCUUGUUUGCAUCCUUCUUGACCAUUGCACUACAAACUAAGCUAGUUUAUCUAACCCAUAUUUUGGAAGUGUUAACAAAAGACUUGAUGGAACAAUCAAGCAACGUCCAGCCUAAGCUUCUGCUUAGACGAACCGAAUCUGUGGUAGAAAAAUUGCUGACAAACUGGAUGUCUGUCUGCCUUUCUGGAUUUCUCCGGGAGACAAUUGGUGAACCUUUCUAUUUGCUAGUGACAACCCUCAAUCAGAGGAUAAACAAAGGACCUGUUGAUGCCAUAACUUGCAAAGCUCUAUACACGCUUAAUGAAGACUGGCUGCUGUGGCAAGUGUCUGAAUUCAAAACAGUGACAGUGAAUAUUAUCUUUGAAAAAAUCCCAGAAAAUGAGAGUGGAGAUGCCUGUCAGACUAUCCAAGUUAAUGUUCUGGACUGUGACACCAUAGGCCAAGCCAAGGAGAAGAGCCUUCAGGCUUUCCUUAAUAAGAAUGGCUUUCUCUAUGGUCUUCAGCUGGAUGAAAUUGGUCUGGAACUCAUAUCUGAGGAGCAGCAAAGAGAGCUGUUAGAUAUUGAUGGUUCUUCAGAGGUGAUGGAGGAUGGGAUAAGGAAGCUAAAUACCAUUGGUCACUAUGAGAUUUCUAACGGAGCAACCAUAAAAGUCUUCAAAAAGAAGGCCAAUACCCGAUCAGAUGUGGACUACUCAGAUGAGCACUGUCAUUUGAUUUUACCAGACUCUGAAGCAAACAAGGAUGUGAAAGGAGCAGGCCACAAAGGAAAGCAAAAAUUCAAAGUGAAGGAAAUGUACCUGACAAAGCUUCUGUCAACCAAGGUUGCAAUUCAUGCAGUUGUCGAAAAGCUCUUCAGGAGCAUUUGGAGUUUACCCAACAAUAAAGCACCUGUUGCCAUCAAGUACUUUUUUGACUUUCUGGAUGCCCAGGCUGAGAGCAAAAAAAUUACUGACCCUGAUGUGGUCCAUAUAUGGAAAACCAACAGUCUUCCUCUUCGCUUCUGGGUGAACAUACUGAAGAAUCCCCAGUUUGUCUUUGAUAUUAAGAAGACUUCACAUAUAGAUGGCUGUUUGUCUGUAAUCGCACAAGCUUUCAUGGAUGCCUUUUCUCUAGCAGAACAGACACUAGGGAAGGAAGCACCGACAAAUAAACUUCUGUACGCCAAGGACAUUCCACUCUACAAGAAGGAGGUGAAAGCAUACUACAAAGCCAUCAGGGACCUGCCUCCAUUGACCACUUCAGAGCUUGAAGAAUUUCUAACUCAGGAAUCUAAGAAACAUGAAAAUGAAUUUAAUGAGAAAGUGGCCUUGAUUGAAAUCUACAGAUACAUAGUGAAAUACUAUGAUGAGAUUGUCAGCAAACUCGAGCGAGAACGGGGGUUUGAAGAAGUCCAGAAACAGCUCCAGCAAGUAAAAGCCUUAUUUGAUGAAAAGAAAAAAUGCAAAUGGCUUUGAGCAGAGCACUGACUCAGAGUGGCUGUGGGGGAUUUUCAAUAAGUGCUACUGCUCCCAAAACUGUUUUGACUGACUGUAUGUACAGGGUUUGAAACGUUUGGACACUCUUCUCCAAUCUGACCAUUCCAAGUAGUAUCUGCAUUUGGGAAUGAAGUACGGGCAGGGUUACAUAUUCUAACAUGGGCAUAUGAAAGCAAAAGUGAGCCUAGAGUUGGCAGGGCCAGCAUUUCGAGGUACUUGAGCACACAUCCUUUUUGGUUCAAAAAUACUGCCUGAGCAAGCUUUUUGCUUACUUUAAAACAAGCUUGCAGGAGAUGUGUAAACACAUUGCAAGUUCAGAAGUGCCCAUGUGAACUUUUAAGUUGCUUAGCUCUUUUUUCAAGAGAGAAAGCCAGUGUUCUGUCACAUCCUUUCAGCAGCCUCAGCAAACUGUGAGGAUGAGCUCCAGCUUCAAUUGCAGUUUCCUCCCUUCCAGACAAAGGUACACUGGUCCCUGUUCAGAAAACUAAAAAACAAGCAAAACAACACCAAGGUGACACUUAGAACAAAUGUGUUUAGCAGAAAAAAAAAUGGGUCUGCAGUUUGAAGUCCACAUGCCACAUGGCAGGACUUCUCUUUCUUAUGUUAGAAAUUCCACAUGCAUAGUGAAGCCACUGAGCAGGGGCUGGAGGCUUUUGGAGAAAGGCACUAGGCCGGCAUCAGUCUGUGUUUACAUUUCUACCUUUCCAUCCUUAAAUAAGCUGUGAAAGGCUUGUGAGCAACUUCACAGGUGAAACCUCUCCGUGCAGCUGCAGCUCAUCUGCACACCCUUGUGAUGUGAUGCAGCAGCUUCAGUGCACAAACCUGCACUCAGGUGCAUGAUCAGCCCAUGCAUCAGUGCUGACAGUCCUGGCAACCCAUGUACAAGGGCCUCACAAAUCUAAAGCCAGCAUUUGUUUCUUUAAUUUUUUUUUUAAGGUUGUUCACACAAAGGCUUUGUCUAAAAAGGGUAAGUUUAACACCAUGUCAGAAGGAGGGCUGGUGUAAUCUGUGUAUGAAGAACCGAUACAAGCAGUGGGUGUGGGUGUAACUGCUGCCUUAGUCCUGCCCAGGUGUCUGGAGGCUUGGCUCUUCUCAAAGGAGGGUGUCCAUGACAUUUGCAUUGGUGGCUAAAGUUAGCCCAGCUGGAAAGCAGGUGGCUUGUUGCUGAGAGGAGGCCGGUGCAGUGGCUACCGUGGAAAGCCAUAGAGGAGCAGCUGUGGCUCUGGUUCUGCUACCACGUCAGCAGAGCCCUGCCCUCCAGUACAGAGCUGAAAUGUUUUGUUGCCUUGGAGUCUGCUGCAGUCACACAGAGGCAGGUGCUGAGCCUGCAGCCUGCCUCUGGAUUUGAGGCAAGGCCUUGGUGAGAUGGAGAUACAUUUCCACACCUUUCCAGAAGGAUCCACCGCUGAAGUGAGUGGGGUACCACAGCGGCCCACAGGGGAGGGAAGAGCUGUUUACCUUGGCAGCAGCAAAGGUGCCACGAGCACAGGUGGCCCAUGCUUAGUACAGAAAGCUGGAGGGGCUGUCACCAGCCAAAAGCUCCUAGGCUGGGCUUCCAGGUGUCAGAAUGCUCAAGACAUGCAUUAAUGUGCAGCAGUGCUUCGGAGGAGCCUGGAGGUCAGUACUAAUGCUGAUGGGUUUGGCUGCAAAGGCUGCCAGAAGCUGGUACCAGGCACUGCCCCACUGCACACGUCCAGCUGGCAAGGCCACCUGUUAACCUGGGAAAAACUUAACACAAAAACAAGUUGCCUACUGGUCUGCCCCCUCCCUAACAUGUGAUUGCACAAACUGUACCUCCUGCAUAUCAGAGAGGGCAGCCACCAACCCAUACUGUGAUAGGGUUUUUUUGUUGGUUUGUUUGUUUUUUUUUUAAAUUCAAGUCUUACACUUGCUAUUAAGUUUACACUUUAUACUUGAUGGAAUGUAUGGCUUUGUUCAGGAAACUGCACUACGAUGUUGCAGUACUUUCAGCAGUUCUCUUCUCUGUGUGGCACAAUAUAUUGUGGUAAGUUUAAUUUUAAUUGGGAAAAAAAAAAACCCAAACCACCCCAACCCUAACCCGCCUUGCCCCCUGUCCUUUCUAAAGGAGUGGACUGUUGCUUGAGUAGCACUUAAUCUUAGACUACCUGUACUUAAGGGCUUGAUUUUUAUCAUUGUUAGCCUAACCUUUUUAAAGCAGCAUCAAAUAAAUUAAAAAAGCACAGUAAUUAAUAUUUAAAGGAGGGGCAUGAGCAGGUUACUCUUCCCAGUUAGGCAGAUGUCUCAGCAGUUCCGUGCCACUUCAGGUGUUUGCUGGCAGUGAAUUUGAGUGAACUGUGAUAAAUUUUGUUCAACAGUAACCUUCUGUACAGGCAGAAAAAGAAACCCCAACAUUUCUGCUUGAAAAGCUGUAAAAUAUAGUCUGUUUGCGUGGGUCUGAACCUGUGAACUUCACUAUAUGUGUUUAUAUGAUGAGGAACCGAAAAAUCAGUCCUAUUCUGUAUUUGUACUACUGCUUGUUUGCUACAAUAGCUUUAAUGAUUUCUAGAGAUUAAGUAUGUGUUGAAGCAGGCCAAGUAGCUUUAGCCUACAGCCUGGAAUAGGAUUAUUGCCUUUUAUUCAAGCCUCCUAAACAGCGUCACUCUGUUAGUAAACCAUUUAAAGUCAUGCUGAGACUUUGUAACCCAUCAAGUGAAUCUCACUAAGUGAUGUGAAGUAUAAUUAAGUGAUUGUGGCUCUUUUGGUAGGUUUGGGUCAGCACAAAAAACAUUGGCACACCUUCAGUAUCUGCAAUUCUGCUACUGUUACAGGGACAAAAAGAACCAUCUCUUGACUAAAGCUGUAUUACGGCAGCCCAGCAAUCCUUACAGCCUUCUCUGAAAUGAAAGCAAACUUCUCUUUAACUUAUUUCCACAUGUUUACAGGCAAACUGCUAUGGCAAACAGUAUAUUUUCUAACACUAGCUUACAGAGCAUUAUUUUGCAGUCAUCUAGUUUGAAGUCAAAUCUUACUAAUGUGUAAAGUAAUUCCUGUUGUACAGAAGUUAAGCUGUUGUUUAAAAUGGUUAAAAAAAAAAGUGAAAAUGACAAAUACAUGUUGGUGUUUGUAUGGGUUUAUCUAGAAUAAAAUGCAUUUGGAGGUUA
This is a messenger RNA of Calypte anna (Anna's hummingbird), 7473 nucleotides long. It is a transcript of the gene PLXNC1, whose product is annotated as plexin C1. Gene Ontology annotation, biological process: semaphorin-plexin signaling pathway involved in axon guidance; regulation of GTPase activity; positive regulation of axonogenesis. The record is from RefSeq and is a predicted model, not a curated record. Lineage: Eukaryota; Metazoa; Chordata; Aves; Apodiformes; Trochilidae. Gene Ontology annotation, molecular function: protein binding; semaphorin receptor activity. Gene Ontology annotation, cellular component: semaphorin receptor complex. The transcript has 31 exons. The coding region runs from base 32 to 4330 and encodes 1432 amino acids.